AUGAACAGCCCCGUGACAAAGGAGAAUAAUCGAACCCCUAUCAACCAAAGCUCACCUGCCGCAUCGAGUCUACGUAAUCGCAGGUCCGAGAUCGAGCAGGAGCUUUGUAAGAUCAAACUCUACAUCCGAGGCUUCAAGACGCGCGCCAGAGAGAUACUUGACGAAAUCAAAAUCUACCAGAAGGAUGUGCCUCGCGAAUACUGGAAGGACAUGGAUCAGCUGAGGUCUGCGCUCAAGGAGAUAAAGCGAGAAUUGGAAAAGUUGAGGACGCUCAAACGACGCCUAAGAUAUGAGGCCAAGGAGCUGAGAAAAGAAGGUAAUCGACUGGUUCGCUAG
Molecule: messenger RNA, 336 nt
Organism: Fusarium pseudograminearum CS3096
Lineage: Eukaryota; Fungi; Ascomycota; Sordariomycetes; Hypocreales; Nectriaceae
Exons: 1
Coding region: 1-336 (111 amino acids)
Source: RefSeq, a predicted model, not a curated record